CUUUCACGAAUACAUCACCAAAGUAUGAACGUCCAAUUAGGUUACGAUCCAAAGUCCAAGAGACUCGCGCUUGGCCCGGAAUCGGUCCAGGCAGUCCCUGCGCUCAAGCUUGAAAUUGACCAACUUAACGUGUUGACCGCCGAGCUUAUUGCUAAUGGUGCCGACGUACCACCAGUCCCCACACCAGAAAACUUCAACAAGGACAUGUCCAAGAUGAUCCGGAAGCUCUACGAAGGUGGGGUCCAGGCGUUCAAGCAGGGAAAGUACGAGGAAUCCGCCAAACAAUUCAGCAUUGGCAUUGAAAUGAUCUCUCGUAGACACAAGUUUGAGUCCUUCCAAGGAACUUUACAAGAACUCAGUCUUUUCCUCAUGAGUCGUGCCGAUGCCUACUUGAAGACUAAGAACUAUUUGGGCGCUUUCAACGACGCAGACAUGUUGUUGGGUAUGAUGUUGUGCACCCCUGAAAACUUUUUGAGACGUGGGGUGGCCAAUUUCUUCUUGGGUAACUAUACCGAUGCCCGUGCAGACUAUCAACGUGGGUUGGCCUUUGAUGAGACAAACGAGCGUCUCAUACAGGAGUUGGAGAUUUGUUUGGAUAAGAUUUUGGAAGAAAAUGGAGACUAUCUCUAAGGGAGAAGGAUCAACGGAGAAGAGAAACAGAAAGAACGCACCUUGUAUACUAUUAGAAUAACGA
Messenger RNA from [Candida] anglica, 694 nucleotides. NCBI's taxonomy places the organism in Eukaryota, Fungi, Ascomycota, Pichiomycetes, Serinales, Debaryomycetaceae. The record is from the annotation of a GenBank genome assembly.